CGGGGCACGCCGCCUUCGUCUCAGUUUGUGAAUUCUCAGUCUGGUGUCAAGGCACGUCUGCUUUGGAGUCCAAUAGCGGCGAGCUUGUUAGUUGACCUAAACUAAAAUCAAUGAUGGUUAAUCCGGAAAAAUAAGUAAUUAAGAUGUGAUGCAAAAGAAGUGCUUCAGUAUUUCCUGAACCCAGCAAGAAAUAUAAACAAUGUCUUCUGUUGAAGUUAUUCCUGACUGUUAUACUCAUGUGCUGGCAGAGUUUGAUUCUUUAGACCCCCUCCUCUCUGCCCUUCGCCUGGACCAUAGCCGACUGAAGUGCACCUCUGUUGCAGUAUCUCGCAAAUGGCUUGCUUUAGGUAGCUCAGCAGGAGGCCUGCACCUCAUUCAGAAGGAAGGCUGGAAGCAGAAGUUAAUUCUCACACACAAGGAAGGUUCUGUUUCAAAAGUGGCAUGCUGUCCCCACGAUGAGGAUUUUGUUGCUGUGGCAACAAGCCAGGGCUUGGUGGUGAUUUGGGAACUGCAUGUCGAUCAUCGGGGAAAACCAGAACGAGUUUGUGUGUCUUCAGAGCACAGGGGAAGGGAAGUGACAGCACUUUGUUGGGACUCUACUCAGCAUCGUCUUUUUAUAGGGGACUCCACUGGAAAAGUAUCAGCAGCCAGAGUUGCUUCAACCAAAUUCGGCAAAGGAGCUGGGUUUGUGAUGUUUCCUGUACAGGCUAUUGCUAUGGUGGACUCACGAGUUGUUCAGCUCAGCUACUUUGAAGGAAGACUUCUGGUAUCAUCAUUAAGUCGCUGCUAUCUCUGUGACACUGACAAGGAGAAAUUUUGGAGGAUUGGAAACAAGGAGCGUGAUGGUGAAUAUGGUGCUUGCUUUUUUCCACUAGCUAAGAAUAGCACCUCUCCAUCACCACUUAUUUAUUGUGCCCGUCCUGGAUCAAGAAUGUGGGAAGUGAACAUUGAAGGAGAUGUGUUGAGCACGCAUCAAUUUAAAAAGAUGUUGGCAUCACCUCCUCUGCCAGUCAUUUCAAACAGGUCUGACCCAGUAUAUGCCAAAACAACCUGUUUUCCACAAUCCAUAGCAUUCCCAAAACUACUGCUUGUCAGUGACCAGUAUCUCUUAACAUGGACAGAAAAGGGCAUCUAUAUAUUUAUACCUCAAUGUGUGCAAGUCCUCCUGUGGAGUGAAGUAAAAGAAGUCCUGGACGUUGCAGUUUACAGAAAUGAACUUUUCUGCCUCCAUUUUGAUGGACACAUCUCUCACCUUUAUUUGCUGUCUGUGGAGCGAUGUGUGGAAAGGCUUCUUCGUAGGGAUUCCUGGGUCUUAGCUGCUGCUGUCUGUUCUUUGUUCUGUCAUGUGAUCUCCUCUGGAAAGGCUCGUAAGGUUUUGCCACUGGACCGACUAGAACAUCUGAAAAACCAACUGGAUGUUAACUGUCAUUCAGAUCUGAUUGGCCAGCUGGAGGAAUUGAUUUUAAAAAUAGAGCCCCUUGACUCUGCCUCCAGCAGUAGAAGAAGCAGCAUUUCAUCUCAUGGAAGUUUUAAUGUCCUGGACAGUGGAAUUUAUCGAGUGAUUAGUCGUCGUGGCAGUCAGUCUGAUGAAGAUGCAUGUUCGAUGGUUAGUCAGACAUUUUCUGAAGAUGAGAGGCUGAAGGAAUUUAGCUCUGCUCAUGAAGAAGACCAAGAGACCCCAUCCCUACCAAGUGAUCGUCCUGACACAGAGCGAUGUGAAUCCCUCCUUCAGUUCCAAAUUCCAUUACCAUUUCGCCCCACCCCCCCACUCAUCAACCUGCAAGCUGUUAAGGACAGUGUGUCCAGCUUCAUGAAAAAAACAACAGAGAAGAUCAACACUCUCCAAAUGCCAUCAGAUUUAUGGCUGAAAUCAGAAGGGAAAGAUGGAAACCAGCAAGCUGUUUUCUUGGUUUCUCUUAAUGCUGAAUCUGCUGAGCAAGACAAAAAGUGUUUGGAUGUUACAGAAGAAGAAGAAGAAGAUUGGUUUAAGGAACUGAGAGAAUCAACAGAUCAUGCAAAAGCACUUCUUGAGGAUCCUAUAGUCCAGUUGAAUACACAUGAUUUGAUGAGUGUUUUAAAAGCCUGGCUUCCUGUUCUGGUAAAGACAUUUGGGUCACUUAAGAAUCACAUAAACAUAAAGAACAUCAGAGACCUGGAGCAUGGAUCCGCCAUGCAAGAGGGUAUCAUAAGGAUAGAAGACGCAAAAGUUGAAAAGACCAUUGAGGUUGAUUCAGAGAGUAUUUCUUUUGACGAACAAAAUAACACCUGCACUGAGAAAAAGAAAUGGCAAGAGUCUGCAAAUCUGAUUUUAAAUAAGGAAGAUGUAAAAGAUUACAAUCAUUUGAAUGGUGAAAAUGACAGUCAGCAAGCCUAUGAUGUAACACUUGUCCCUCAAAAGGAUAUCACUGAGAAUGAAGGAGAGGCAGAAAUGUACGAAGAUCAAAUGUCCAUGAGGAGCGAACACAGUAAAACUAAUUUAGAUACACUAGACGAAAAAAAUACAAUAGAGUGUGUGCAUAAUACAGUGGACAGAAAAGAGUACACUUGGGAGCAAAUGCAAAUAUCACCUCCUCCUGAUCUUUCAUCAGAACUCCACCAAGAUCUCACAGAACUUGCUACCCUUUGUUUUGAGAUGAGUUGCUUUCAGUCUGAGGAGCAUGGUUCCCAUUGCACAAGUGAGAGAGGAGAUGAGUCAGUGAUGGCCUGCAGUUUCCUUCAGCAGUACUUUUUCUUGCUGGAUUUGGAAAGAGUGAGACGUUGCUGUCUCAUUCAUUAUCGGGACUACCCUGUUGUAUGGGAUACUUAUAUUGCUGGACUCAAAGCUUUGACCCUGUCAUGUCAAGAGACCACAUUUCUUGGAGAAAGAAACCUUUUGAAGUCUCUGAAAUGUUUAAGAGAUUCUGCACUGUGCAGCACCCCAUUUCUUCUUGCACAUUUGACCAGGCUUUAUGAAAUGCAUGGGGAACUUGCUAUUAGAUCUUUUGGACAGUUUUACCCUACUAUACUUCCUGCAGAUGUUUUGGCCAUGUCCAGGAAUCACCCGGCCCACUUUCUGGCCUACUUGGAUAACCUCAUUAAAUCAAAACCAGAAGAAGAAAGGGCACCUCUGCUAAGUUCUUUCCUUCAACCAGAAUGCCUACGACAUGAAUGGCUAGAACUAGCUCUGUCCCAUGAUGCCCCUCAGCUUGCUGACACGAUCAACCCAUUAGGUAACCCCAGGUCUCGAUCUCACCUGUUUCCCUGGGGCUAUGGGCAACUUUUGAAGCUGCUGAUUAAACUUCCUGGUAGCUUGUCUGACAAAGAAAAAAUCGCCAAAAGUUGCAAAUCACAUGGGUUUUGGACUGGUUACCUAUGGACAUGUUUGGAACUGGGAAGAAGAAAGGAUGCAUUUUCGGCUAUUGUUAGGUUGGAUGAUAUAAGUCUUUUUGAAGAACUAAAUGGUGCAUUACCAGAAACCGUAGAUGAGUGGAAAUGUAUUCUUCAGAUUGCAAAACAUAAAGCAGAAGAGCCAGAAUCUCCAAAUGGGAGUGAAAAAGUAAAUGGUGUCGUGGAUUGGUCAAGUCGUAGCAAUUUGGAGAAUGUGAUUCUUCUUUUAGCUCGGACAACAGGACCAGAACGGGCAUUUGAAAUAUUGCAGGAAUGUGGCCUAAAUAUAGAACUUUCAGAAAGGUCUGCAUUAGUGUGUGAGUUCUUGAAAGUAGCAGAAAAACGACAGAGGGCUUUGCUACAAUCAAUGCUGGAAAGAUGUGACCGUUUCCUGUGGUCACAACAGGCGUAAUUGAACAAAUGUACUUGAAGAUGACUGAUGGCCUUUUAUCUUACCCUUAACUUACAAUUUUAAACACACAGUGUGUGUAAUCUGGGGAAUGUAAAGAUCUGCGUUUCAGUCCAAAUCUACAUUCAUUUUGUGGAUUUAGCUUCUGACCAUUUCUAAGACUGUGGUGUUGAUAAAGCUAAAUCAAGAUCUGCACUUUCAAUUUGGAAACUUGACCUGUUGGUUUUCAUGUAAAUGUAUUGUUUUAUUUGAAACUGCUCAGCAGUACAAUGUCUUUCAUGGAUAUUCUUUAAUUUGACACUUUUUUAACCUGCAAAAUAGAAAGAUUUUAAAAUGGUAUUGUUAAUGACAUGUGUCCAGAGUAUUUAAUGUUCAUUAUUUUGUCAGUAUUAUUCAAGAGCCAUGUAAAUCAAAAGAAUUUGCAAUUUUUAUCUAUGCAUGAAAGGUAUGUUUGCUAAAUAUAUCUUUUAGCAAAGCAGCUAUAAAAUAAAAUUUAAAGAACCUGGGAA
Polypterus senegalus (gray bichir) is the source of this 4284-nucleotide messenger RNA. It is a transcript of the gene hps5, whose product is annotated as HPS5 biogenesis of lysosomal organelles complex 2 subunit 2. The transcript has 23 exons. Gene Ontology annotation, molecular function: protein binding. Gene Ontology annotation, biological process: developmental pigmentation. NCBI's taxonomy places the organism in Eukaryota, Metazoa, Chordata, Cladistia, Polypteriformes, Polypteridae. The record is from RefSeq and is a predicted model, not a curated record. Bases 200 to 3778 code for a protein of 1192 amino acids. Gene Ontology annotation, cellular component: cytoplasm.